This is a messenger RNA of Cicer arietinum (chickpea), 1803 nucleotides long. RefSeq names its product two-pore potassium channel 1. Gene Ontology annotation, molecular function: potassium ion leak channel activity; outward rectifier potassium channel activity. NCBI's taxonomy places the organism in Eukaryota, Viridiplantae, Streptophyta, Magnoliopsida, Fabales, Fabaceae. Gene Ontology annotation, cellular component: plant-type vacuole membrane; plasma membrane. Gene Ontology annotation, biological process: stabilization of membrane potential; potassium ion transmembrane transport. The record is from RefSeq and is a predicted model, not a curated record.
AUUAAUUAGUUAAUUAAAGAUAAAUUAGAAACAUGUGAUCCACAACUGAAUGAAGAAGCUUUCGGAAGACUCAGCAACAUUAAUCAUCUCGGCAGCUCCACCAAUAAUCAGUAAUCACAUUCACUAUUCUUGCUUUCUAAAUUUAUCUUGAUGGCCAACGACGAUACAAAGGAGCCCUUGCUAUUGGGAUCACAGGAAACGGGAGCUCAAAAGGCGAAACGACAUUUAAACCAAAGAAGGUUCCUACGUUCUAGAAGUGCCCCUGACAUAGAUCAUGCUCCUCUGGUGACAAACGACAGUGAAUCGAUUCCCCUUUCUGAGUCCAUAUUUGGGAUUUUACAUCCAAGUUUAAAAAAGGUGGCUAUAUAUCUUAUGGUCUAUUUAGGUGUAGGAGCUAUAAUCUUCUACCUUGUUAGGAACCAGAUCAAGGGACUGAAAACACACAGAUUCCUUGAUGCCAUAUACUUCACAAUUGUGACAAUGACUACUGUUGGAUAUGGAGACCUUGUUCCCGAUAGCGACCUUACGAAAAUACUUGCGUGCGCUUUUGUUUUCUCUGGAAUGGCAUUGAUGGGAAUAAUCCUAAGCAAAGCAGCAGAUUACUUGGUUGAGAAGCAAGAAGUUUUGCUAGUUAAAGCAAUGCACAUGCACGAAAAAGUUGGUCCAAGUGAAAUUUUAAAGGAGCUUGAGAUGAAUAAAACAAGAUACAAAUUUUUUCUGGUCUUUUCCCUUCUUCUGAUUCUGAUUAUAGUGGGGACAAUCUUCUUGGUCACUGUUGAGAAAUUGGAAAUUAUUGAUGCCUUUUACUGUGUUUGUUCAACAAUUACAACUCUUGGUUAUGGAGAUAAAAGUUUCUCAACUGAAGCUGGAAGAAUAUUUGCAGUGUUUUGGAUAUUAACAGGUACUAUUUGUUUAGCUCAGUUUUUCCUCUACAUGGCUGAACUAAACACUGAAAGCAGACAAAAGGCACUUGUCCAUUGGGUUCUUACAAGAAAAACGACCAAUUUUGAUUUGGAAGCUGCAGAUCUUGAUCAUGAUGGGGUUGUUGGGGCUGCUGAAUUUGUUAUUUAUAAGCUGAAAGAGAUGGGGAAGAUUAGUCAAGAAGAUAUAUCACUUGUGAUGAAGGAGUUUGAACAGCUUGACAUUGAUCAGUCUGGUACACUGUCUGUUUCUGAUAUAACACUUGCUCAAUCAUCUUAAACUAAACAUUAUACACACCAAGUUGAUUUAGAGGGGUUCUCAUUUUUCACUUCAACCACAAAAUGCACACCAGAGCUUUGACGAGGAUGGAAAGUUUGAAGUUUCUAGAAAAGGUGCACAUUUAUUCUUGCAAUUUGAUGCUGACAGUUUGAAAAAUGAAACCAUAUACCAGUGUGACAAAGUGAAAGUGAGGAAGUUACUUCAUGUCUCAAAUAUAUAUUAGUUAAAAUAUUUUAAAAAGGUAAUUCAUGUCUCAAUUUAGUGAGAAAGUGCUUAUUGACUUGAAAACCAAGCAUUGAAGUUACUUCAUGAAGUACCUUUUAACAUAUUUGAUACAUGAAGUAAUUUCAAUGUUUGUUUGAAUUUCAAUGCUUGGUUUUCAAAUCAAUAGCUUACAUAACUCAUUUUAGUCUGUAAAGUAAGAGGAGCCAAAUUGGUGGUUAAUUGUGUGUAAAUGCUUAAAUGAAGGAGAAACCCUGAACUUGUGUUUAUACUUGUCUCCAUCCCAAAUAUAGAUGGAGACAUCUAUCACUUUAUAAACUGAUUUUGUAGCUUGUUGCUACUCUAUUCACAAUGAUAUGAAAUAAAAUUAUUUACAAAAUA